UUCGACGUCCAACAUCCCGUCGCCCUCAUCCUCUCGCCUGAUUCACGCCAACUUGCUUACACACCCUUUGAUGAGCCCAACAUAUAUAUAUGCAACAUUCCACCCAACAUCCUCGCUAGUAUCAGUAAACCUGACCGUCAACGCCUCGCCAAUAAGCUACUCAACUCCGACGCAACUCGUCACCGUAAACCAGUGAUAUUGCCUGUAAUAUCUCCCAUCCCCCGCCCGCCACGACCUCCACCUACAAGGGACACACGUUUCCCCCGCUUUCUACGCAACCUCCUUCCUUCCUCUUCUCGUACGGAUGCAAUCCGUCCUAUUCGCACCGAUGGGCUUCGUAAUCCCCUAGACUUCCCUGCUACAGCGCCGCUACCCCGUUCACAUAUAAAUCUCCACGAGGACUCCCAGCCCCCGCCAGUACCGCCCACUACCCAAUCCUGGUGGCCCAUUCGGACAGGUCGGGCAUCACCGGCUAUUGUCGAGGUUCCUCUCGCACAGGGUAAAGAGCGGAACGCUUCAGCCGAUGCUCCCGCCAAAGACGAUGAAUGGAUUGCUGAUGAUGACUACGUUUCUCCUCCUCCUUCACCGAAUCCCGAUUCACAACGACCACCCACAGCAGGGCAGAUCGAUACUGGAGAGCACGGAAGCGCUCGCUUGUGUUUCUGCUGUUAGACUGACUUUUCCAACGGUACCAUAAUGACAUCGUGGACGAAGAUUAAAAUCGCAAAGUGUAUUUUUACAGACAGUAGGGUGUAUAUCCAUUUGCUGGUGAUUUAGCUUGCUGAACGGUA
Suillus clintonianus is the source of this 791-nucleotide messenger RNA. RefSeq lists its product as uncharacterized. The record is from RefSeq and is a predicted model, not a curated record. The annotation marks the transcript as partial. The transcript has 6 exons. Lineage: Eukaryota; Fungi; Basidiomycota; Agaricomycetes; Boletales; Suillaceae.